Phialemonium atrogriseum is the source of this 579-nucleotide messenger RNA. RefSeq lists its product as uncharacterized. The record is from RefSeq and is a predicted model, not a curated record. The transcript is spliced from 2 exons. NCBI's taxonomy places the organism in Eukaryota, Fungi, Ascomycota, Sordariomycetes, Cephalothecales, Cephalothecaceae. Bases 38 to 268 code for a protein of 76 amino acids.
UCCUCAGCCAUCAGAGGACCCAAAAAAGAGAGCAAAUAUGCCCAGCAACAUCAAGGACAAAAACUCGGAGCCCAUCAACGAGGGCGACCAUGUCUGGACCAAGAUCCGCGGGGGAAGACACGAAGGGGAUGUGCAGAAGAUUGUGACGACGGAGGCAGAAGCGAAGAAGGAAGGCGUCAAACACCCGCCCAAGGUUCUCUUCACGGAUCAGCACGGUCAUAACGUCGCGCAUAAUCCGGGCACGCUCCAGCAUAAGGACAAGGAGUGAGGCAGUAGAGUUGGUCCUGGGCUGGGAAAGACGGUUCGAUGUGAAGCUCGUGGGAACUUCGUGUUUGUAAUCAUGAGGGUAACGAAUAGUGCACCGGUGUGCUCUGUCCUACACCCUUGGAAGAUGGGUCAUGAAAGGAGAGAGGAGGUUUAGCUACAACUACGAGCAAUGCUGCUACUUCUACUUCUCCGAGAUGAAGACGGGACUAACGAUCACGCCGCAAUACUUAUGAGAAGGAUAAUGAGCAAUUGCGAAAUGUGUCACCCCAAGCCUAUCUACCUGCUUGUGCUGGAGGCUACCUACCUCUCCAU